Galendromus occidentalis (western predatory mite) is the source of this 1230-nucleotide messenger RNA. RefSeq names its product UDP-galactose transporter senju-like. Lineage: Eukaryota; Metazoa; Arthropoda; Arachnida; Mesostigmata; Phytoseiidae. Gene Ontology annotation, biological process: pyrimidine nucleotide-sugar transmembrane transport. Bases 1 to 1230 code for a protein of 409 amino acids. Gene Ontology annotation, molecular function: pyrimidine nucleotide-sugar transmembrane transporter activity. The transcript has a single exon. The record is from RefSeq and is a predicted model, not a curated record. Gene Ontology annotation, cellular component: Golgi membrane.
AUGAGUGACUCCGCCAAUGUCGUUGAGCCACCGGGUCCGGAAAACGUCAAGAAAACUCCGACAGUGUACCGCUGUGAACUCUUCCCGACGCGCACGUCUAUUUUUGUAUUCACAUCUUACGUGUUGCUGUGCUCGACUCAAUACGUGCUCGUGAAGGCAUCGCAGACCGCCGACGACUACACGUAUAAUACGACAUCGGUCGUCUUCAUAACGGAGGCGCUUAAACUUCUGAUCGCAGCGGCGGCGCUCAUCGUCGAGAAUCAUGCACUCAGUAGGCCGGUCGAGGUCGCAAUCUCUCGCUGGAGACUCCUCAUAUUGUACCUCAUACCUUCCGCGCUCUACUGCAUGAGCAACAAUUUGGUUUUCGUGAACUUGCGGUACUUCGAACCAACAACCUACAAUGUUCUGCAACAGUUGAAAAUUGUUCUCACAGGAAUUCUGUAUCAAAUGAUUCUGAAGAAAACGCUUUCGCUCAGGCAAUGGUUCGCGAUCAUACUUCUGACGGUCGGCUGCGUCAUCAAGCAAUUAGGAGUAUCCGAGAAAAGCUUCUUCGGCUCCUGCGACAUCGUCAAUCUCCAAGGAGCGCUCCUCUUCCUUCAAAUCAGCUGCACGGCGCUGUCGGGGGUGUUCAACGAGUCUUUGAUCAAGACAGACACCCACCGAUCUCACAACGGCAUAGACGCCGGGGAUUCGGAUAUCAUGAUUCAUAAUUUAUUCAUGUACCUAGACUCUGUCCUAUGUAACUUUUUUGUCCUUGUGUGCAGAGGCAGAACGCACGAUCUCAUAGAUGUUAGUGAAUUGUCGAGUAUUUUCGCCCAACCCCUAGUUCUAGCGGUAAUAGUGAAUGGUGCCGUCAGUGGUAUCAUGGUAUCAUUGUUCCUGAAACACUUCGAUUCCAUUGUCAGGGUUUUCACCGGCUCGAUGGAGAUGACUCUCAUGGCUUUCGUUUGCUGGUUGAGUUUCGGGACACCGAUCGACGCUUGGACCGUGGUUGCGAUCGCUGUGGUCUCUGUGGCAACCUAUCUCUUCGCGAAGGACAGCAAAGAUUCGGCCUCGAGGACAAACCUGAUUCAAUCCGGCGAGAAGGAUGAAGAAAUUCAGAUCAUAACAGAACCGAGGCAGACAGAAGCCAAAGCUGCUGCUCCCCGAGAUUCGACGACGACUCACGGGGAAGUGCCCAACUCGAAAUCAGAACUGAUGUACAAACGGAAGAGAAUGUCUCGCACAUGA